UGCUAUAAAAAAGAAAGAAAGAGAAUAGAGAAGGCGUUGAAAGGUGUUGAGGCUUGGCUCAACUCAAUUUCCCACACAACACGCAUCCGAUUCGGAGCAAUCUCUGUUUCAUCUUCUUUCUUUCUGAUUCUGAUUCUGAUGGGUAUCUCGUGGAGUGGCAACAGCAGAAGAAGAAACAAUUACCUCCAAAACCGACCACCACCCCCUUCUUACUACUACCCUCCUGAAUCCCACCCUCCUCCUCCGCCACCGCCACCACCACCACCGCAGUCUCAAGGCUACUUUCUCCCUUCAACAACCCCCUACGCCCCUCCCCCUCCCUUGCCUCCACCACCAGGUCCUCCCCAAAGCCACUCAAUUUCGUUCUAUUACAACUCCAACCCCAAUUCCUACGGCACUCCCACUCUCGCCCCUCGAUUUCACUACCAGCAUUACUACCAGCCCCAUCCCUCCGCGUGUCCCGCCCCUCGUCCCGCCUCCACCACUCCUCCGCCCUACGUCGACCACCAGACCGCCAAGAAGAUAAGGAACUAUGUCAAUGUCCACAAAGACACCCUGCGCCUCGAGGUCGACGACCACAACCCCGAUCACCAUCUUCUUUCCUUCGUUUUCGAUGCUGUCUACGAUGGCAGCAUUACUAUCUUAUACUUUGCCAAGGAAGAAGAAAAAUGUAGGUUUGUUCCAUUAUAUCCUGAUGCAUUUCAGCCGGUCAGAAUCCCCUUUCAGAAAGGAGUUGGCCAGAAAUUUGCUCAGCCUUCUGGAACAGGAAUUGACCUAGGCUUCUUUGAGUUGGAUGAUCUUUCAAAGCCCUCACCCGGAGAAGAUGUCUUUCCUCUUGUAAUAUGUGCUGAAACAAGUUUGAAAACUACCUCAGAAGAUGAAACUCCUGGUGAUUCCUUGCUAGAUGCAUCCCCUCACAUGCAAAUAACUCAAGGUAUCUUAGAGAAAAGUAAUGGUGCUGGUCCAUUCCUAAUAAAAGUAGUUAAGCAGAUUUUGUGGAUUGAUGGUGUUCGUUAUGAGUUGAGAGAGUUAUAUGGAAUAGGAAACUCAUCCACAGAUGAUUUUGAUGACAAUGAUCCUGGGAAGGAGUGUGUCAUAUGCAUGACUGAACCAAAGGAUACUGCUGUCUUACCUUGUCGACAUAUGUGUAUGUGCAGUGAGUGUGCAAAUGCUCUUCGACAACAAUCCAAUAAAUGCCCUAUAUGCCGGCAGCCUAUUGAGGAACUUAUAGAGAUCAAGGUGAACAAUGGUGAUCAAUGAGAUUUUUUUCUUCUGAUGCUAAGUUGCAUGACAGUCCCAAUAAAUUCCUUCUAAGAAAAUUCACCCCCUUUAUACAUGUCUGCAGUCAGGUAUUAUAUAGCAAUUUUUUUUUUUUUGUAAAUUGUAGUCAAUAAUCUGUUUAUAGUUUUUGUGUGAUGUGUUUGAGGGAAAAUUAGAUCAUUAGUGAUCAAAUGUUUUUCCUCCCGUAUCAUCUAUUGUACAGGUGAUCGUUUUUCCAUAGUUUUUGUCUUGAUGGUUUGAUGCAUAAUGAAUUGUGUUUGAAAGUUAUCUCAUAUUUUAUCAUAUAUAAUAGAUGUUUGAAACAAAUUCUAGGUGUUGGGUGUUCUAAUUAGUGUGAUGUAACAUAUUGAUUAAUGUGAUGUAAAUUAAUCCAGAGUUGUUCUUCCACCCAUCCCAUUUCUCAUUAUUUUCCCAAACAUAAACCACGAUAUAGUGUGUUUGAUUUCCCAUUUCAAAGGCUCCAAAUGGCAUUUCAAGCUUUCCCAGGCACCCAGCGGAGAAGCAACAAAGCUGCUGAAGAAAAAAACACUGAUAGUGGUUACGUUCAACCGAAUGAUAACCCAAACACAGUAAGCCAUAGUGGUAUUUUUGUGAGCUAUUAUCUGUUACAAGGUACUGUUUGGUUGGAAGGACGAAGGAGGUACGAAUGGAAGAAAAAAGAAUCCAUCUAAAUGUA
Molecule: messenger RNA, 1957 nt
Organism: Glycine soja
Lineage: Eukaryota; Viridiplantae; Streptophyta; Magnoliopsida; Fabales; Fabaceae
Product: probable E3 ubiquitin-protein ligase LUL4
Exons: 3
Coding region: 139-1260 (373 amino acids)
Biological process (GO): protein ubiquitination
Molecular function (GO): ubiquitin protein ligase activity
Source: RefSeq, a predicted model, not a curated record